Molecule: messenger RNA, 1260 nt
Organism: Debaryomyces hansenii CBS767
Lineage: Eukaryota; Fungi; Ascomycota; Pichiomycetes; Serinales; Debaryomycetaceae
Product: ribose phosphate diphosphokinase subunit
Exons: 1
Coding region: 1-1260 (419 amino acids)
Biological process (GO): purine nucleotide biosynthetic process; ribonucleoside monophosphate biosynthetic process; 5-phosphoribose 1-diphosphate biosynthetic process
Cellular component (GO): ribose phosphate diphosphokinase complex; cytoplasm
Molecular function (GO): magnesium ion binding; ribose phosphate diphosphokinase activity
Source: RefSeq, a predicted model, not a curated record
AUGCGUAAGUGUAAGGUUUUCGUGGGUUCAUCGCACCCUGAAUUAGGUAAACUAGUUUGUGAUCGGUUAGGAGUGGAACCAGCUCCAUGUACAUUGAAAAAAUUUUCCAAUGGGGAGACUUCGGUUCAAAUUGGAGUGUCAAUUAGAGACGAAGAUGUUUACAUUAUUCAGUCGGGAUCGCCGCAAAUUAACGAUCAUAUAAUGGAAUUGUUGAUUCUUAUUUCGGCUUGUCGUGGAGGUUCUGCCUCCAAGAUUACGGCGGUGAUUCCCCAGUUCCCAUACUCAAAACAAUCUAAGAUGAAAAAGCACAGAGGUGCCAUAACAGCUAGGAUGUUGGCCAACUUAUUGAUAAUGGCUGGUGCAGAUCAUGUUGUGUCAAUGGACUUACACGCUUCACAAAUGCAAGGUUUUUUUACUAAACCCGUCGACAAUUUGUUUGGUGCUCCAACUUUAGCCAGGUGGAUUCGUCAUAAUAUUUCUGACUGGGCAAAUGCUGUUGUCGUUUCCAAAAACCCGGGUGGUACCAAAAGAGUUACUGCCUUAGCUGAUUCGUUGAAAAUCAAUUUUGCUAUGAUUCACACGGAUCGUCGUCGUACCAAGGAUGGAUAUGUUUCAAAAAACAAAAAGGCAUUGAAGACCUCGAAACCAGUUCGUGUCCAAGGCAUUGACGAAGAUGAAGAAGAAGAUAACAUAGUAUCAGAAAUGCAAACUGCUAGAAUAGUUCAAGGCCAUGUUGUUGAUGACGACUAUCCAGUUCCACAAACCCCAAUUACCAACGGUAUUGCACAUGAUAAUCUUGAAACAGCUUCCAUUAUCGACAGCGAUGCUUUGGGAGGCUCUUACGAUGCUACUAACAGUGACGACGAUGAUGAACCUACAUCAAUGAACCUAGAAAAAUUAAUCACCUUAGUUGGUGAUGUUAAUAAUAAAGUGGCAAUUAUACUAGACGAUAUGAUUGAUAAGCCGAAUUCGUUUAUUGCAGCUGCUGAACACUUGAGAUUGAAUUGCGGCGCCAAGGCUGUUUACGUUGUUGGUACCCACGGUGUUUUCAGUGAUAAAUGCUUAGAAACAUUAAAUGAUUCAGAUUGUAUUGACAAAAUAGUGGUCACCAAUACUUACCCAAUCGGAAACGAAAGAAUCCAGAAGAAUGAAAAAUUAUCUGUCAUUGAUGUAUCCCCUAUUUUCGCUGAAUGUAUCAGAAGAGACCAUUUCGGUGAAUCAAUUUCAGUUUUGUUUGACUCAUUAGCUGCCAUUGAAUGA